Corythoichthys intestinalis (scribbled pipefish) is the source of this 1532-nucleotide messenger RNA. It is a transcript of the gene rd3, whose product is annotated as retinal degeneration 3, GUCY2D regulator. Lineage: Eukaryota; Metazoa; Chordata; Actinopteri; Syngnathiformes; Syngnathidae. The transcript has 3 exons. Bases 335 to 976 code for a protein of 213 amino acids. The record is from RefSeq and is a predicted model, not a curated record.
CAAAUAGGCUUAGGCUGGUCACUAUAGCAACAGCAGAUCGCACACACAUAAAAAUAAAGGGACAUAAGCACUUCUUCAACAGGGGCCCCAACCUCCCGCUGGAGAUGCUGGAGCCCCCAACCUGAUGCAACAAGUAAAGGCAGGCCAGGGGGGCUCUAGGGAGGAAGAGGCGGAGCAGGAGGGGGGAAGCAGAAAGGUCGAGAUAAUGGAGAGAGAGAGGGUGCUUAUCACAACCACAUCGGACUAAACACUUCGGUCACAUUUUUUUUUUUUUUUUUUGCUGGAACAUCCUCAAAACUUUCCAACGAAAUAGUAAGGUGGCGGGGGCCACGCCAUGGCCUCCUGGUUCGGCUGGAGCGAGCCUCACCAGCGCAUCCCCCGCAGGGACCCGGCUGACGUGGUCACCGACACGCUGAUGGUGGAGCUGAGCUGGCAAAUGAAGGAGGCGGAAAGGUUGCAGAGGGAGCGGGAGAGCGAGUACCGCCGCCUCAAGACAGGAGUGGACUACAGCUGGCUCGCUAGCGUGCCUCGCUCGUCUUACAGCAUCAGCACAGGGGAGAGGCUGGGUCUGGAGGACCUCUGCGCAAAGGUGCCGCCGUCCUGCUGUGGACUGGUCAUACUCAAGUUCCGUGACGCAAUCCGAGCCAGCGAGCCAGAAGUUCAUGAGGUAUCGGGCCUCUUCCGGUCCAUCCUCGUGGAGACUGUGGAGCAACUGAAGGAAGAGGAAGAGACCCAGCGGCUCGCCCGCCAGUGGAGCAACAAACGUGCCAAGAGCAUGUCCCUGGUGAACUUCAGAUCCCGCAUUAAGAUCAAUCCUUUCGGGAGCUCGGUUGGUCUGGUGUCAACUGAUGGCGCGCGCCUGAGCGACCUGAAGACGGUGUCGGAAGAUGUGGAAAGAGGGACAGACAGAGAGGAGAGGGUGUGGAGCAUGCCAGACUUCAGAUACAAAGGAACUAGUAGUGGGAAACUUGUGUGAUGAUAUUAUCAGACUGGGAGUUGCUAAGCUAAAAUAUACAAGACUUGAUAUUCAUGUGACUUGACUUUACCUAGUAUUAAAUGACACAAAUUUGGUGUGCUUACUUAGGAAAAAGUUGAUUUUGAAUAUUUGGAACCAAAAAACUAACUCAAAUUUUAAUUAGCAAGAUUGUUUUACGUAUAUGACUCGCUUGAAAUUUAGUGGGCAGUUGACUUGCCUGAUUUUUGCUACAGAAACAUGAGACUUGCUUGAAACUUCAUCAUUAGGACAAGUUUUACUCCAAUUUUGUAUUAAGUGUUAUCAGUAACUACCAUAAUUUUUGGUCUAUAAGCCGCCACCCACAAAAUUUGACAGGAAAACAGCAUUUGUUCAUAGAUAAGCCGCACUGGACUAUAAACUGCAGCUGUCCUGACUGUAUUAUAAGGGUGUGCCAUCUUAGGCACCCCACGAUUCGAUUCGAUUACGAUUCAGGGUGCUACGAUUCGAUUUUUGAACGGUUAUCGCGAUUAUCAUGUUUAUUCAUGUAUCAUACUGAUUAAUAAAGUAGCCAAACAAA